CUCGCCUCUUCCCGUCUUCCUCUUCCUCCUCUUCCUAUACCAUUCCCCUCCUCUCCUUCUUCCUAUUCUCUUCUCUUAUCCUCCUCCUCCUCUCACCCCCCACCAUGUGGGCUCGUCUCAAAUACAAGCUCCUGCCCUCACCGGCCCCUCCCCUCCCCACCACAAACGACCCUGCCUCCUCCUCCUUCUCCAACCUCGCCAACCACGCGUCCGCCGCCUCCCUCGUCAAGCCCCCAAUCUACCGCAUCGAGACCUCAUUCAAUAUCCUCCAGACAGUCGGAGCUCUCCGCGCUCACAAUUGGGUCGCGACCGACAUCCAAUACGCGUUCCUCUUCUUCAUCGGCCUCUUCUCCCUCCUCGUCGCCGAAGACCCACCCAUCGCCGUCAAAGUAGUCGUCUCCGUCCUUCUCUUCAUCGGCCUCCUCAUCCCCAUCACCUCUCAAUUCCUCCUGCCCGCUCUCCCCGUCUUUGCCUGGCUCCUCCUCUUCACCUCGGCUACCUACAUCCCCGCCGAGUGGCGUCCCCCCAUCACCGUCUCCGUCCUCCCCACUCUCGAAUCCAUCUUCUACGGCGAAAACGUCUCCGAAAUUCUCUCCAGCCGUACAUCCUCCCUCCUCGAUGUCCUUGCGUGGCUGCCCUACGGAGUCAUGCACUACGGCGGUCCCGUCGUCUGCGCAAUGCUCGUCUUCAUCUUCGGCUCCCCCGGAACCCUACCGUGCUUCGCGCGCUCCUUCGGAUACAUGAACCUCACCGGUGUGCUCAUCCAGCUCAUGUUCCCCUCCGCGCCGCCUUGGUACGAGGUUCUGCACGGCUUCGCACCCGCAGACUACUCCAUGCCCGGCUCUCCCGGCGGUCUCGCGCGCAUCGACGAGCUCUUCGGCCUUGACAUCUACUCGUCCGCCUUUGGCGCGUCUCCUCUCGUAUUCGGCGCUUUUCCUUCCCUGCACUCGGGUUUCUCGGUCCUCGAGUGCAUGUUUCUCUCGCACGUCUUCCCGCGUCUGUCGUUCAUGUUCAUCUUCUACGUGCUCUGGAUCUGGUGGUCGACAAUGUACCUCACGCACCACUACUUCAUCGACCUCAUUGGCGGCGCUAUCCUUGCUCUGACCGUGUUCCUCAUUGCAAAGUGGAACUUCUUGCCAAGUUCGCAAACCGGUAAGAGUUCCCGUUGGCAGUAUGAGUACAUCGAGCUCACGGAUAUCAAUACAGCCGCAGUACGGAACGUGAUGCAGAAGCGUCGCGACUCAAACAUCCGCGACACCAUCGACAAUGGCUACACCUAUGACGACUACGAUGAAUUCGACGACAACCCGCCUCUUUCCAAGGUCGACGAGAAUGAAGAUGACAUCGACGACGACCCGCUCACGCCGCUCGCCUCCGGCGGUCUCACCACCCUCGCUGGCGCGCACCGAUACUCCGCAACCGACGGCUUCAACAACCCGAACGCGUCCGAAUCGCAGCACUUCGACGAGUCUGACCUCGGAUUCGGUGACGAGGACGCUGGCGACUACUUCAAUUCGUCGCAGCAGGCCAAGUACCAGCGCGAGGACCUCUACCACGCCGACUUUGACGAUCCGUACGCGGACGAGCAAGGUGACGAUCUCGGAGCCGGGUUCCAGAAGAAGAACAAGUCUAGCGAUCAGAGCAAGCAGCCGUUGUUCAAGAAGGGUCACUCUAAGCGCGACUCUGAAGGUAGUGCUUAUUUCUAGACGCAUGCACCUCUCAUGAUUGCCUCUUUAUUCUCGGCAUUCUGACUUCUACAUCCAUGCUUUUCACUUUAUAAAAAGGGUUCAAAAGGGAUUUUGCAUUCUGCCAGAGUGCUGACUAUAAUAACGUUCCACCAACUCCAUGUCUCUUUCUCUUUUCUCUCUUACUUUUCAUUUUUCCACUUCAUUUAUGAUUUCUCUUAUUAUAUGGAAAGGGCGCGUCUUGGAUCCGGUUUUACUUUGUCCUAUUCUUUAUUCUCUUGCUUGUAUUAUUAGAACCUAUCUCUGUCUCUUUUUAUAAUUCUUUGUUUUGUUCAUCAUUCAGUGAUCUGCUUUGGGGUAUUAUUUCAUAUCGAUUUUCUCUUUUUUCUUCUAUUUCCAUUUUUUGCAUAGUCAUGAGGUUACAGAAUCGUUACUGCUGCAGUGAUCUGUUUAUUACAUGAUGACAAUAUAUAUCUCUUUAUAAACCAUCAAA
Myxozyma melibiosi is the source of this 2178-nucleotide messenger RNA. RefSeq lists its product as uncharacterized. Gene Ontology annotation, molecular function: inositol phosphoceramide synthase activity. Gene Ontology annotation, biological process: sphingolipid biosynthetic process; inositol phosphoceramide metabolic process. Gene Ontology annotation, cellular component: inositol phosphoceramide synthase complex. The coding region runs from base 105 to 1706 and encodes 533 amino acids. The transcript has a single exon. NCBI's taxonomy places the organism in Eukaryota, Fungi, Ascomycota, Lipomycetes, Lipomycetales, Lipomycetaceae. The record is from RefSeq and is a predicted model, not a curated record.